AUGGCAAUUGGUCCUCGUGGAGCUAAAGCUACGCGGAUUAAUUCAGUACCGACUGACUUUGAAUUCGUACCCAUUCCUCAAGUUCAUAUGGAUUGUGAUACUAAGGAUGCAAAGAUCAUGAGGAAGACCGACGACAUAGCUGACAAUGAUAUUUUCAACUACAUGUACUACAAAUCCCCGAGUAUUGUUGAAGAAGCGGUUUUGUCUCUUACCGACCCAGGAAGCACGCACCGGUCAAGUACCGAAAAGACUUAA
Messenger RNA from Arabis nemorensis, 255 nucleotides. Lineage: Eukaryota; Viridiplantae; Streptophyta; Magnoliopsida; Brassicales; Brassicaceae. The record is from the annotation of a GenBank genome assembly.